Marchantia polymorpha subsp. ruderalis is the source of this 3946-nucleotide messenger RNA. Lineage: Eukaryota; Viridiplantae; Streptophyta; Marchantiopsida; Marchantiales; Marchantiaceae. The record is from the annotation of a GenBank genome assembly.
GGCGAGCAAGCGAGCGAGGGGAGGAGAGAGGGAGGGAGGAAGGGAGGGAGGCAGGCAAGCAGAGAGGCAGACAGACAGGCAGGCAGGCAGACAUGAGCGAAGAAAAGGAGGAGGAGGAGGAGCGCAGGGGAAGCUGAAGGGAAGCGCAGCGCCAGGAAGAGCUUUUCUUUGCCGCUGCUCCGUUGCGUUAGUGCUGCUGCUGCUGCCCCGGGAAGGACGAAGUGGAAGCUUCUUCUUCUUCUUCUUCUUCUUCUUGUGCUGGCUGGGCGAGAGGCGGAGGAGGUGGUGCAGGAGGGAGGGAGGGCAGUGCGCUGCCUGGCUGGAGAAGUCGAGGCGAGGCCGAAUCGAACCCCCCUGGGGAUUACGGUGCUUAUUCAUGGCCUCGCAGCGCCGGAGGUCGGGGAUUGAGAUGACAGGCGUGUAGAACAGGUGAUUGAUUAGCUCUCCGGCGAUGGGUUUUUUUCAUGUGUUCGGUGCGCCUCGAGCCUCUUUAGGGUAGGCAAUCCGCGCUGGGGUAGCGCUAGAGUCGCCGGCGAGAGGGUUGGGUGGUGGUUGGUUGAGAUGUUUCCCGGACUGGAACGAUAACCAACGAUCGAUUGAUCGGCGAGAGCGACGCUAGGCCAGGGCUCGAGAGGAAAGGCAAGGUAUUAUUUACUUGUGGUUGGAUACGUUGCAGACCGCAGACGGAGCUUGAAAAUACUUGAGUUUCUGUGUAUCCUGUUUGGGGAAAGACGGGCGAAACCGGCUGGGUAGGCACGUGAGGUGUGACCGCUCACCUCAUUUGGGAGGCAGCGUCCGGGUCUGCGAGAAUUUCAGAUCCAGGGGCGGUUACGGUUUUGUGAAUUUGUUUAGAUUCUUUCUGUGUGAUUUGCGGUCAGCUCUUGGAAUAGUAGAGCUUGCGCUUAGAAUUUCGAGGCCUCUCGUCCUAUCGGUCGCUGGCAGGAUUCGGUUUCAAGCUGGGUGUGGUUCUCAUAUCUGAGUGCACCGCCUCGGUUAGUUGUGAAAGACCUACCGCAGCCUCCCACUCUUGAAGAGGAAUUGGACCAACCUGGCACCAGAUCUUCGUUCCGUCAUUGUUCUUGGCUGCACAACCGCUGAUUCCUGCGAGGAUUCGGGAUCUGUGACGGAGUAUAGCCGCCUGAUCAUCCUGGGUUCUUCACGGUUUCUCGAAGACUAGAGUCUGCAAAAGGGCACGAUGUAUUCGUGAGCAAUGUCCUUCUCUGGGGAUAAACUUGAAUGUCUUUCAAGGCUGAAAGUGUCGACACUUACAGCAGUAGGAGAUAGGUUCCUGCCGAGGGACCAAAGAUUCUCGCCAGGACCAAAGAUUCUCGCCAAGAGAUUCGGAGUGGAACUUUGACUCUAAAUAUCGGGGUUCCACAGCCAUUCCCAGUUGGAGCUUUUGGAGCGAAAGGAAAGUAACAGCUGAAGCAGUUUAGACUGUUGGAAGCCGUUCAGAGCUAGAUAUGCACACUAGGAACAGAGGAUGGUUGCUUUAGUGGAUUCUUUGAUAAUGGGAAUUUGUACGGUGGACCUGAGGUGAACAAGUGUCUUGCACUUUGUUCCCUCUUCCUCUGGCUGGCGAUUUGCAUCAGGAGCCGAAUUCACCUUGUAUAGGGCAAACAGGAGUAAAUCUUGUGUACAGAUCACGCUACCGUGAAUCUCAAGCAGUUGGUGCUUACCCACUCAUAGUAAUAAGUGGAACUGAGGAACAUGGCGGGGGAGGAUUUAGUGGAGCUUAAGUUUCGUCUUUAUGAUGGCACAGACAUAGGUCCCAACAAAUAUGCCCCCGCCACCACCGUCUCCACUCUGAAAGAGAGCAUUCUCGCUCAAUGGCCUUCAGAGAAAGAAAAUGGUCCAAAAACAAUAAACGAUAUGAAGUUAAUUAAUGCUGGGAAAGUGCUGGAGAAUAACAAGACUCUUGCCGAAUCAAGAGUACCGGUUGGCGAGCUGCCGGGUGGGGUUAUAACGAUGCAUGUGGUUGUGCGACCCCCUUCUUCGGAUAAAGCUAGUGAAAAGCAGCCAUCGGACUCACCGAAGAGUAACAAAUGUGCAUGCACUAUUCUCUAGCUCUGUAAUUCUGCAACCGUCACCAUCACAAAAUGGAUGGAAGUGAUAAAAGGCUUGUCUAUCAGCAACAGCAAACAUCAUUGAUGCCAUCCUUGUUAAGCAGGGCUUCAAGUGGAAGAUGUUACCCAGCAUUCCUUCAAGGGCUGGGUGGGUCUGUUAGUUUAUUUGUUUUAAAUCUUCUAGAGAGCAAUUCAUUCUUGGUAAAAGAGGAACUAGAACUGCAAUGGAUUUAACAGGCAGAUCUUGGGGUGCAAGCAAUCGGCUCAGAGCAGAGUUCAAAUGCCAAAAAGUUGCUGAGAGGGUGAUUGUCUGGACCUUUUAGGGGUCAUUUAUGUGGACACUUGUGAGGAGGCCCCGUUCUAAAGAGCCCCUCCCGGGUUUUUCGGCACUAACGUGCCUGCAGUGGGAUGGCGUCCACAUUUAAGGAGGUUUGACCAACAAUCUAACCUUCACUUGCCCAUUACUUCCCUCCGAUGAUCUACCUACACUUCUGUCAUCGAGAAUCAGGUGGAAUGAUUCAUUAUAUGGUUUCUUUGUCUGGAUAUGGAAAGGCAAUGUGUAUUUAAAUGUCUUCCAUCAUUAAGUCCGAUGUAGGAGGAUGUAUGUGUGUAUUGUAAGGGCAGAGUCCCACGGUUGCUUGAAAGGUUGCCAGGCUAGGCUUCAUAGCUGGUGUUAAAGGUCUUGGUAUAAUCUAUGGCCUGCAGGAAUUAUGAGUAGAACAGGAAAGGGUUUUCAUAGGUGUUAGAAAUUACAGACGCAUCAUUGGUUUAUACCUGCAAAUUUUACGCAGAUCUCUAAUUGUUGUCUUUAGUGGAGUACAUGAUUAUAAUUGUUGAUCACGCCGAGUAAAGCUCCCGUUGUGCCAGUCCAGCGCAUGAUGUCGUAUUUUUUUCUGGGUGAUGGCAAAUGCAUGUGGUAGAGUACCCGAGAGUGUAUCAUGGUUACUUGUGUGAUCAUAUCCAAGCCUUUUCUGGCUAUGUGUUCGGGCUGAGAUUCUGACACAGGCGUUUCAUUACCCUGCGGUCAUGACAGGUAUGUGGAUGCCUUUCGUGUGCAUAUCGCGUUCUGAUCACGCUGCUAACGGACUCGGGCAUUCAUCUGAAGUGGCUGUGCUCGUUACUCGCACAAAAGGGCCGAAACGAGCUACUUGAGAUAAAUAUGGGGCUGUCCUGUGCCUUAAUAGUUGUUCUCUGGUGUUAUAUAUGCUGUGAGCUGUGGAGAGAGAAGUUCAUAAAAUCUGACACCAAAUCGUGCAAAUGAUUCAGUGAUUCACAUUGAGCGUUUUUUCAAACGUUAAUCACAUGUUUCCUCCGACUGUUUAGGGCAAAGUCGAUUUGAAUAGUGCUGCGAAUACUGUUUCAGGCCACAGUCAGGGCCGAGUCAGAGUUCCAAUGUCUCCUACUGACAUAGUCUUUGCUCGGAUAAACGUGUAAAACUGCGAUAGUCUUGUCUGAGUACGUUCGCUGUAGGCAUUGAUAACUGGUACUGGUGUUUCUGAGUGACAGGAUGGUGCAGUAUAUCCUGCCGAUACUUACCUCACAAGCAAUUGACUUCGGGACAGUUUGAAUAUAAUAUCUAAUGAAUGAGUCUUUCAUCUUUCUUCGUUUUUGAUUUUACCUUCAAUCGAACGUAGGAAAACGCGACCCCCCUGCCUAGUGAAACCUUCUCCGUUGGUGUCUGCGAAGCCAGAAUAAUGGUGCUUGCAUGUUGAAUUACAAGCAUAUGGAGGAAAAUUGAGGAUGAGCAGGUACGUUCACAAACUACGAUCAUCAAGUCACGUUAAACAUGCUGGGCCCUUUGUUGGAUUUGAGAAUCUGAUACCUUUCCAUCUGCCUCUUCUGACAUUAGUUUCCUCUUGAGGCUUUUUUACUAUUCCGCC